Spea bombifrons (plains spadefoot toad) is the source of this 2251-nucleotide messenger RNA. RefSeq names its product interferon-inducible GTPase 5-like. Bases 5 to 1693 code for a protein of 562 amino acids. Gene Ontology annotation, molecular function: GTP binding. Gene Ontology annotation, cellular component: membrane. The record is from RefSeq and is a predicted model, not a curated record. The transcript has 2 exons. NCBI's taxonomy places the organism in Eukaryota, Metazoa, Chordata, Amphibia, Anura, Pelobatidae.
AGGCAUGGAAGAUUCUCAGAUACCGAGAGAGGGUUCCUUGGGACCCCCCGAAUCAUCUGCACCUCCGGAAUCCUUGAAUAUCAGUGUCGCUAUCAUUGGACCUCGAGGAUCAGGAAAAAGCACCCUAACCAGAACACUCAGCCAACAGAAGGAGCAGUUUGGCCCCGACUUCCUAAACUCCUACUUCAAAGUAGAGGACGGGUCUCAUGGGGUCACCUGCCAUCCUUAUCCUCCUUUGCCCAAUGUGACCCUACUUGAUUUUCCUGGCUACAGGCCUGGCGACUCAGCCUCUCUUUAUCUGGAAGGCAUUAAGCCAACUACGGUGCAAUAUCUGGUGGUGACCCUUGGGGAGUCUGUAUCGAGUACCGACGUGCAGCUUGUUGGAACCCUAAAAAAGAUGGGGAGACCACAUUGCAUCGUGCAAACACACACAGACCUCACGUUGCAUACCAAGAAGAGACAGCAGGGCAAGAGCUACUGGAGGGGUCAGGUACUUCAGGGGCUGAGACAGAGUCUGGAAGACCACUUUAAGGGAUCGGAGUUCCAGGGUCUUAAAAUGUUCCUGGUGUCCUGUCUGGAACCCCAGAUGUUUGAUUUUCCGUCCAUGGUGGAUUAUAUGGAAGGAGACAUUCUGCAGUGCUCAAGGUCAGCGGAUAACUCCGCCGGGUCCCAGGGCCAGGAGCUGGCCACACAUUUUGAGGUGACCUGUGAUGAAAACCAACUGGCACAAUUCCCGUCACUUCUCAUCAGCUUUUUGGAUAACCCGCCUCCUGUGCCAGUUGUGGUUGGUGUGACGGGAAAUGAAAAAGAUGUCUUUCUUCAUGCUCUCUCUGAACCUCCAGUUUCGUGUUUUGUUGUGAGAUCCCUUCCUGGUCCUAGGAACCCACCCUUGACCGUGGAACAGUAUCUGGAGAACCUUCAGCUCGAGGACUGCGAUGUCUACCUUAUCGAAGGCUCCGGGAUGGAUCCAAGCUCGCGUACCACGUUGGUAGAAGCUUUAGUAGCAGCUGGCAAACACUGCAUGCUGAUAGGUGGAGAUGGGAAACGCGGCAAAGGACAGGAUGCUGAUGAGGGAGAAGAGCCUGGAAAACGGGCAGACCACUUGGGCUCUGACUUGUUAGAACUCCGGAUGGCUUUAGAAAAGGGAGUCCCCCUGUUAGUUAGAGAAAGGCUCCUACAAUCCCUUCCUUCCAUCAUCUUGCAGCUGGUAAGAAGGGAGCGUAGAAAGCUUAUGACCGGGAUAUAUCCAACUUGCCUGGAUGUCUGUUCCAUGGCAUCAAAUGGUCACCUACCAGAAGCCUUGACCUCCCUCUCCUCUGCCCUUUCAUCUUACCGUGAACGUUUCGGUCUAGGUGAUGACACCUUAGCAUCCACUGCUCAGAUGACUAAUUGCCCCGUGGAGGAUUUGCGGUCUGAGAUCCGGUGCCCCAUGGCCCAGAACCCAAGUGAAGAGCAGUUACUACAGAUGGCAUCUCAGCCUCUGUCUCUCUCUUCCAUAGUCUGGAGCUACAUUCCGCUGUUAGGGGGAGGAGAGACUGUCCCCACCACGCUGUCUCCGGAGCGGACCUACAGGCUUUUGGUAGAGAGCGUGUGGGGAAUGGCAGAAGACGCAGAGAGGGUAUUACUCCAUGCAUGCGCCAAGCAAAAAGUAGGCAAGGAAAGGAAUGCCACCUGCCACUGGCCUUGUAUGUGAAGCCCGCUCUGCCACCGCAGUCCCUUCCGUUCUUCGUUCAGCGUGCGCAGCCAAUGUUAUACUCUUUGGCUAUGCUUACGUUAUGUGCAACUGUAGCAAGUCGUUGUUUCUAGUCAUUCUUAAGCUUUUCUUUUUGGAUUCGUUUACGGCGAUUGGCGAAAGUGCUAGAAAUAGAAUGAAUAAAAACUAGAAUAAUGUAAAAUUGAACGUUACGAUAACGGCAAGACCUUACCUCCUCUGCCUGCCGAGCUGAGAAUGCUGGCGUAUAUCCACUACUUGGCGUAUAUCCAUUUCUAAAUCACGCGCUCUGAACAUGUGUGUUCUUUUAAACAUAUGAAUGGAACGCUGGACAUCAUUCUGUGGAACGUUGGACAUCACCUAACUCUGACUCAUUGGGUUUGCUUUCCUCCAAAAUGUAUCUUCCCUUAUCGCGUUUAAUUGUAAGCUCUGUGGAUCAGGAGUAUACUCUCUACUGUACAUUUCAGCUAUAAGCUUUUACUGUAUUUCAAUGUAGCAAAUAGCUGUAAUGAAUAAAUUAUUAAAUCAUAACUACAACAA